CUGAAUUUCUAUGGCAAGAGACGUGAGAAAGAUACGCCAACUUUUCGCGAGUUGUCCUUAUCUACACUAUCGAUUCUCCGUCCCAAACACCAUUGUCACUCGCUACGCCGGCCCAUCACACUCGCUCUCACCUUCAUCCUCGUCGUUCUGGCGAGUACUGUAAAAUUAUCACCACAACACUCUAUGACACCCGCCGCAUGAGAGAACAUAAUCGGAUCAACUCACCGGGAUCGUAUUAAUCAUAAUCAUGGGCAAACACCAAUACGGCCUCGUGUUCGACGCUGGAUCGUCAGGAACACGAGUCUACGUCUAUCAAUGGCUCAACGCAGAGGCCGCCCGCGCUGACGACGACGGCGAACAUCUCCUGGAAUUGCCCAAGAUCAAGACCAAGAAGGACUGGAUCAAGAAGGUAAAGCCAGGCGUAUCAACAUUCGGAACCAAGCCCGAAAAGGUCGGACCUGAACAUCUGAAAGAGCUGGUGGACUUUGCGCUCAGUGUUGUGCCCAAAAAGGAUGUCGCGCAGACUCCCAUCUUCCUCCUUGCUACAGCGGGUAUGCGCCUGUUGCCAGACAAUCAGCGCAAUGCGGUACUUGAGAAUAUCUGCUCGUAUUUCCAGAAGAACACCAAAUUCCAAUUGCCAGACUGCGCGAUGCACGUGCAGGUCAUCCCGGGAGAGACCGAAGGCCUUUACGGCUGGGUCGCGGCAAAUUAUCUCUUAGGAGGGUUCAAUGCUCCAGACGCACACCAUUCGACGAAGAAACACAGUACAUAUGGCUUUCUCGACAUGGGAGGAGCGUCAGCGCAGAUCGCUUUUGCGCCAAAUGCGACCGAAUCGGAGAAGCACUGGAAUGAUUUGAAAAGAAUUAACUUGAGGAGAAUCAACGGCGAAACGUUGGACUAUCGGGUGUUUGUGACAACUUGGCUGGGUUUCGGCGCGAAUGAGGCGCGCAGGAGAUACGUGGAAAAGUUGGUGGAGUCAUAUACUACCGAACAUGAGAUCCCUGAUCCGUGUCUCCCUCGCGGUAUCGCUACGAAGAAGACCGGAGAAGAGAUCGCGCCGGGCUCGGCUGAUUUAGAAGGCAAGGAGGCACAUCUCAUUGGGACCGGAAUUUUCCCUGAAUGCAUGAAACGGACAUAUCCCCUGCUCGAGAAGGAGAAGGCCUGUUCCGACCUGCCUUGUCUCCUGGAUGGCGUUCACACUCCCAACAUUGAUUUCAAUGUUAACCAUUUCGUCGGCGUUUCCGAGUUCUGGCACACGACACAUUCAGUCUUUUCGGAUUCACAUAAGCAAAAAGCGUACGAUUUCGAAACAUAUCAGAAGCAGGUCGAAGAAUUCUGCUCCCAAGACUGGAAGAGCCUCGAGGCUGGUGUCGCAGCUGGAAAAUGGGGUGUCAAGGUCGAUGUGAAGGAAGUAGAGGAGGUCUGCUUCAAAGCAAGCUGGCUGAUCAACAUGCUUCACAUGGGUAUCGGCGUCCCAAGAAUUGGCUUGGAGCAUAUGAAUGGCACGACCAACAAGACUGAGGCGCUCAUCGACAACGCCAAGGACAAGGGCUUCAUCGAUGCUUUCCAAGCAGUAGAUAAGAUCGAUGGGAAAGAGUUGUCCUGGACUUUGGGCAAAAUCGUGCUUUACGCUUCCUCGCAGAUUCCACCAGCUGAGGGCGCGCUUGCAGUGGGAUUCGGCAGCAAUUUGAAGGACAGCAAUAGCCUACCCAAGGAUUUCCAAUACGCUGGUGGUGCUCCUCAGCUCUUCAGACCGGACCACGACGACGACGAUGACGACGACGAUGAUGAUCACUACUCCCUCAACCUCAAGGGACAUUACGCCCGCCGUGUCCCCGGCAUUCUCAUCUUCCUCCUCAUCCUUCUCCUUGCAGCAUACCUCCUCUGCGGUCGCGACCGCCGCUCCGCCCUCUACAACAAAUUCCUCACCAUGCUUGGCCGCAAACCCAGCAGCGGCUCCAUCCGCCUCAAGCGCAAACAGGCCGGGGGAAAUGGUUUCGGCAAAUUAUUCGGCGGCGCAGGCGGCGCCAAUUCUCCCAGCUACGAACGUGUCCUCGAAGAAGCCACUCCGGAAGACUUCGAACUCGCGGAUGUCAGCUCCGAUGAUGACCGUCUCUCAUCCUCCAGCCACAGCGGCAUAGAUCCUCACAGCGGUGGCAAUGCGGUUGGUGUUUCUGCCCGUAGCGGACGCACCUCGGGCAUGAACACGCCGGCGAAUCGUGGCCUGAGUCCUGAUACUACACGCACGUCGCCGAGGGGUGGUGUUGGCUCGCUUGGACUGGGCUCGGCGAAUGCUGCUUUCGAUCGGAGUGGUCUCAACUCGAGGAGUGAGAGUCGGCGCGCGAGUCCUUCAUCGAGAGCGAUGGGUCGGACGCCGCUUAAGGGUAGUGUGGCUUAAGGGACGCUUUUUUUAUGUAUUCGGGCGAGGGUCAUUUUCUGGCGUUUUGCAUAUUUGGGGUUGGAUUGCUGCAUCUCUAAUCAAUGUAUACUUUUUCCACUAAUGGAUCAACUUGACCAAAAUAUGCCACCGAUGAC
Dissoconium aciculare CBS 342.82 is the source of this 2535-nucleotide messenger RNA. RefSeq lists its product as uncharacterized. Gene Ontology annotation, molecular function: nucleoside diphosphate phosphatase activity. The coding region runs from base 248 to 2398 and encodes 716 amino acids. The record is from RefSeq and is a predicted model, not a curated record. Gene Ontology annotation, biological process: nucleoside diphosphate catabolic process. NCBI's taxonomy places the organism in Eukaryota, Fungi, Ascomycota, Dothideomycetes, Mycosphaerellales, Dissoconiaceae. Gene Ontology annotation, cellular component: membrane. The transcript has a single exon.